AUUCCUUCUUUAUACUUGUAUCUGUGUAGACAGUUUUUUUUCCGCGUUUUCGUUGUGGCAGUGUCGUGUAUAAUUAAGGCCGUGAUUCGGAUAUAGACGAACGUGAUGCAGUUUAUUUGAUCUGUCACGUCGCGUGCAGGAAGGUGGUGCUGCAGUGUGCCACGGUCUCGCUCGUGCCCAUUCCGCUGUCAGCAGUGCAGAAAUUCUGCUGACAAUUUAAAUUCUCGCUGCCGUGGAGUAAAAAAGUAUACUGACAAUGUCUCUGCUAGAAGACCUAGUCUAUUUGCUAAGAUAUGUCGUUGAAUAUUUCGGAGUUCCUGCCGACAUGCUGGUUCCAGUUUGGGACACCACUUUGUGUGGACAGUAUCGCAGCAUCGUUCGAAUGAUUGGAACAAAUUUACCUCUGGCGCCUUACCCCCGGAUUCAUUUUCAGAUUCCUCUGCAGACGUCAAGGAGGCAGGAACACGUAGAUGAAUCCGUAAAUGGCCGGGCCAUUCCCUCACUGGAGGAUGUGUUGUGGCUGGCUGAGGAAGAAGGAGACAGAUCCACUAAGUUCAGGGGUAAUGUCCCUCUGAGGAAUGCUAGAUGGCUACGGGGGACUGAAGCUGCUCGGCCAGCAUGUGGAGCUCCCCGUGCUCAGCAGGGGCAUGUGGCCCAAGGGCUGAACAUGCAACCCGAAGCCCUCCAGAAGAUCUCUGCUCUGGAGGCAGAACUACUGCGACUGCAAGCUCAGAUUGCCAUGAUAGUUGCCAUUCCCACAGUUGACAGUCCUGGCCUUGGUGAACCUGCCACUCCCUGCUUCCACCCUGCGCCUGCUCCCGCCUUCACCUCCACACCUCUCUCCGUGCCGCCUCCACCCCCAGCACCACCCUUGCCUCCACCCCCUCCCCCAUUGGCUGGCUUUGUGCAGUCCUCUGUGUCAGAGGUGAUCAGACAGCGGCAGGCAGCCAGAAGAGGCAAAGCGGAGCUGCGUGAGCCCUCGGACGACCCUGCGGCAACUCCUCUCCCCUCCAUGCUGGAGGUCCUGAAGGACCUGAACCAGGUUAAGCUCCGCACUGUGGAGAGGUCUCCGGGUGGGACCCCAAUGAGGAAGAGAAGGAGUAAGGGGCUGGCAUGCUCGUUGGACCCGGCCGCACUCAUCGCCGAAGCUUUGAAGCGGAAGUUUGCGCACCGGCAGCGGAACAACUCGUUUGAUAAGGAGAACCGCUCGGCGGAGCCUUCACCGUUCAGCAGCCCCGACACGCCCAGAGUCAUACACCUGACAAGACGCAGUCAGGGGCGUGUUCACCUGUGACCCUUUACCCAGAGGUCAUGCAGGAAGUGAUGGAGACGUGUCUGCUGAAACGCCUUUGAUGGUUUUCUCUCUGUUGCUUUUCUUCAGCCCCUGGGGUUUCAGUACCUUUCUUAUUGUCAUUGAUAGAGGAGCUGGCUGUUAUGCAACCCCUGCAGUUUCCCAUUGAUUUUGCUGUUUUAUACAGUUCAACACUGGUGUUCAUGACUCUUGUGUUUGCCACAGGUGUUUAUGAAUUCUGCUAAAAGUGUGAGUGAAAUGUGAGCGGAGGAACCUGAGUGGCGUUGUAAUUAUGAGCUGACUGAGUUUGAACAUUUUGAUGUACUUCUGGUAUGCCUUUGCUAAUCUGGCAUGCUUUUAAUUUUUGUAAUUAUUUUGAUAUAAAUGCUUUUGCAUUUUUAGUAUGUCUGCUGUGCUUGUAGAUUGGUUCAGAAAACCAGGAUCUGCCACACUGUGUGAGAGACUGUUACAUACACUCUAGCCUGUCUAAUGCAUUUAAUGUCUGGUGUUGCUCAUCAAACCUGGUUUUUGAUUGUGUGUGUACAUGUACAAGUGUAAGCAAGGAUUUCUGAGGAUGAUGGACAAACCUUUUAUCUUUAAAAAAAAUAAAAAUCAGGAACUGUAGCUGCUCCACCCACCCAUCUCCAUCCAUGCUUCUAUCCUGUGCUGGGGUUCGGUGCUGGGGCUUUCAGUCAUCUUGGAAGGUUGUAAACAGCCAUCACAUGAGUUAAUCCUCAAAAUAAACCAACUCAGUUCCUCUUA
Messenger RNA from Electrophorus electricus (electric eel), 2053 nucleotides. RefSeq names its product mitochondrial fission regulator 2 (gene mtfr2). Lineage: Eukaryota; Metazoa; Chordata; Actinopteri; Gymnotiformes; Gymnotidae. Gene Ontology annotation, biological process: aerobic respiration; mitochondrial fission. The record is from RefSeq and is a predicted model, not a curated record. Gene Ontology annotation, cellular component: mitochondrion.